ACGUCCUCCCAGAACGCGCUCUCCGCGCGCACCCGGCGAUCUCCAUGAUCACUGUGUCCACAGCUGAUCACGGGUGCCGAGAACCGGCAGUUGUCAGAGCAGGGAUCUGCACCAAUCAUCAGGGCACUGAUGAUCAGUGCCCUGAUGAUCGGUGCCCAGCAGUGCCACCCACCAGUUCCUCCCACCUGUGCCCAGCAGUACCACCCACUUGUGCCCAGCAGUGCCACCCACCUGUGCCCAGCAGUGCCCAUCAGUGCCGCCCACCUGUGCCUCCCACCAGUGCCCAGCAGUGCCACACACCUGUGCCCAGCAGUGCCACCCACCAGUGCCCCAGU
This is a messenger RNA of Staurois parvus, 335 nucleotides long. The record is from the annotation of a GenBank genome assembly. NCBI's taxonomy places the organism in Eukaryota, Metazoa, Chordata, Amphibia, Anura, Ranidae.